CUUUAUUCCACAGGCUCAGAGUCCUCGGAGUGGCCUGUUAUUAUUUUUGGAGUAGCAGGUGAAAUAUCGGGUGGCGCCAUUUCCCCGUUUUUUGUCACUUCAGUCUGAUAAAAAUGAACAUGUAUGCUGCGCCCAGUGCCGGGAUUCCAGGCUGUCCACCAGGACUAGAAUACCUCACUCAGGUGGAUCAGCUCCUCAUCAAACAGAAAGUAGAGCUUGUUGAAGCCCUUGUCGGUUUCGAAAGCAACAACAAGUACGAGGUCCGUAACUCCAUGGGUCAGAGCGUGUUCUACGCCGUCGAGGAGAACGACUGUCUGAGUCGACAGUGCUGCGGUCCCGUGCGCUCCUUCACCAUCCACAUCCUGGACAACUUUGGACAGGAGAUCAUCACCAUCACCAGACCACUCAAGUGCAUGUCCUGCUGCUUCCCCUGCUGUUUGCAAGAGCUGGAGGUGCAGUCUCCCCCCGGUAACACAGUGGGGUACGUUAUGCAACAGUGGCAUCCGUUCUCCCCGAAGUUCAUCGUCACUAACGAGAACUGCGAGCCCGUGCUGAAAAUCCACGGGCCCUUUUGCGGAUGGAGCUUCCUUCCCGAUGUUGACUUUGAGAUUCUGACCAUGGACGAAGUCAGCAAGAUCGGUAAAAUCAGUAAGCAGUGGACGGGACUUCUGCGGGAGGUGUUCACGGAUGCGGACAACUUUGGCAUCCAGUUCCCCAUGGAUCUGGACGUGAGGAUGAAGGCCGUAAUGAUCGGCGCGUGUUUUCUCAUCGAUUUCAUGUUCUUUGAGUCUUCUAACUAGGAGCCGAACGACUUCUGUGAGAGUGAACAAUUAUUCCUGGAGGACCAAGGCCACAAAGCCACGACGAUCAGCUUCAAACAUCAAACAACCUUCAAACAGACAGUAUAAAUGUUAUAAAUUGUGCAUGAGCAUUGAAACGGGAGGUUUGUUGUAGUCUUUAGCUGCUCAGAUCGGCCGGGGCCGUGAGUGCAAAGAGUGUUCUUAAAAGAAUGUUGCAACCGACAAAGGGAAAGAAAAUGUUUCACUGUUAGAAAGGGGAGAUGUCACACUUUAUAAAAGAGGUAUUAAACGUUAUAGUUUGUAUGCGGAGACGAACAGAAGAUAUUUAUUUAUAGCCCUGAGAACACUAUGUAUGACCGUCUCAUGUGACGCAUUCGUUUGCAGUUUUUCAAUGCUAUUAUUUCUUUUUUAAAUCGUAGAGCAGUGUGUGUGUGUGCGUGCGUGCUUGCACUGUUGUGUGUGUGUGUGUGCUUUCAAGUGCACUUGUGUAACAACAAAAACAUAAAAACUAUUACAUCACAAUCAAGUUACAGUAUAUUACCUAGGCCAUGCUGAUUAUGCAUUGUUAAUUUGACGUGCCGUUCCAGUCUUGUCCAAAAGAGGGAGCAAGCAUGUCACGUAAGAUUAAUACUCACUUGCUCACUACUUCCUUGUGCCACAGGUUUUUAUUCAAAUAUUAGUGUAUAUUUCUGGACAAACUCAGGUUGAAACGCAUGCUAUUGUAAAAAAAUAGUGUUUGUCUACUGCUGGCUGCACAUUUUGGCCUGGUACGAUCAAUAUAAGUAUAUUUUGGAGGAUGUUUUGUACGUUAAAUCACGUAGUUAUAUGACAUAUUAUGCAUAGGUUUCCUGGUACAUGCUGUCAUUGUGAAUAUUUCCACCUAUUACAUUUAUUUUAUGAUUGGGUUUAUCUUAGCUCGUCUUAUUAGCUUUUGUUAUUUGCCAUGUAAGACUCUGGAAACCUGUUAAAACAUCUCUUUAAAUUCUUUAUUAUAAGUAUGAAAUCAUGGAAGGCUUUUAUUUUUCUAUGACGUAAACUGCCAGCAGGGGGAACUAAAGUUCCCAGCAUAGUCUUAACAUUUUGUUGUUAAUUUCCCCGCCCAUAUACUGACAUGUGUUUGGAGAGUUACCACAAGUGAAUUAACCUUUUAGAGCAGUAUUAACCUUGAUUUUAAGUCUAAAAACAAUAUGACUAUGAGUAUUUAAAAAUGUUUUCCGUUAUUAUGGCUGAUGUGAAAAUAAAGUAUUUAUGUAAAUUUUCCAAUACAUUCUUGACAUUACAAUGGUGUGUAUGCAUUACUGUGUGGGACGCUGGCACAUGAUGACCCCUCCACCGAUGCUCUUUUGAUUGUGUCUAAAAAACCAAAUAUUAAAGUCAGAAUGUGAUACAAAGGGAAUGAAGCUAUAGUCUGUUGUGUAUUUAACCGUUUAAAGUACUUAUUCUUCUACUUUUUUGCACUAAUACUGUGAACCGACUUGUGAAACCGUUAAGUCACCGAACGAAUGCAAAACUCUGUGAGCGAUGCUUAAAUUGUGCAGCCACUGACAAGACUUCAAUAAAACACGACGGUGUGA
Messenger RNA from Solea senegalensis (Senegalese sole), 2374 nucleotides. Its product is annotated as phospholipid scramblase 1. Gene Ontology annotation, cellular component: plasma membrane. The record is from RefSeq and is a predicted model, not a curated record. Lineage: Eukaryota; Metazoa; Chordata; Actinopteri; Pleuronectiformes; Soleidae. Gene Ontology annotation, molecular function: phospholipid scramblase activity. The transcript is spliced from 7 exons. Bases 114 to 800 code for a protein of 228 amino acids. Gene Ontology annotation, biological process: plasma membrane phospholipid scrambling.